Messenger RNA from Exophiala oligosperma, 1534 nucleotides. RefSeq lists its product as uncharacterized. NCBI's taxonomy places the organism in Eukaryota, Fungi, Ascomycota, Eurotiomycetes, Chaetothyriales, Herpotrichiellaceae. The record is from RefSeq and is a predicted model, not a curated record. Bases 126 to 536 code for a protein of 136 amino acids. The transcript has a single exon.
UGUGAAUCCUCCCGGCAUCUGAUCUACAUAUUGCGACAAUAUCAAUUGGUCCUGCGAAAAGCCUAGAGUGUCUCGAGUACAAGUACAGUAUGUCAGACCCUUCAUGAAGCGACAAAUAACACUGGAUGGUCGUUUCGCAUUUGACAUCAAAGACUGGGAAGAGACAUCUUCCCACAGAAUCAAAUGAUUUUCCGACUGCAGCAAGUCAUGGCCUUUACAUAGAUACCACCCACGCUAAGGACAGACGAUGGAUUCUGUCCAGCAUUGGGUAUCAAGCAGUCUUGAUCCUUGGGAGGGAUGGAAUGGACGGCUACAGCUCGGAAGUUGUACAAGGCGCGCCAAAGGGAUUGCCCAUGUGCCUUUGCUCGAAAGUGUGGAUAUGGUGUUUGGUCUUGACGGGAAGAGGCCGAAUUUCGAGACGCGUUGAUGGAGUCGAACAGCACAUGCUUCUGGGGCAAUUCACACGCGAGCUACCGAAUGGAGAGACCAGGCGUGGCAACCUUGGUGGUACAUAUCCGGCACAAAUGCUGAUCUAGUGCUCGUAUCUGUUCGGAGAGAGACGCGGGAAAAGUAGGAAUCGUGGCGGCGGCGCUCUGGGCUAAUAAGCAAUUGUUGGGUUCCAAGAGAACGGAAGAGGGUGCGACUUUGACAUCGGUCCCAAGGACGACUUCCCAUCCAUCCAUUAACUGGCUGCCGGGAUUAGUGGCCGCUGAGGAUCCACCAAGUCAAGUCGGUGAUGAGGCCUGUUUCGCUGUUUAUAGGUUUUCAGGCCGAUGCAGGCCGAUGCAGGCCAGUCAAGCUCGGUACUGGGUUCCAGCUGCUGGCAAGCCGGGUGCAGGGGAGCAUGGACAAUUUCCGACCACUUGAACGAUCGGAGAGGAACCGAGACGGCGGUGGUGGUGGUGAUGUUGCAGUUGCCAAGGACUGUACUGUAGUUGCAUCUCAAGCAUUCACGAAAAAGUACCGCCGCAGUUGAUACUAUCGCCUUCUGGCCAAAGCGUUUACUGGUACAGUACAGUAUAGGCGGCUCUUUUGUGGAUGGGUGCUGAUGGAUUCAACAUCACCCAGGUCACUGGAGUAACAACAACAACAACACUAUGGCAGCUCCAGUCCACUACGAACGGGAGAGAUGGCGAACUGCGGGAGAUGAGUAGCCCUUCACUCCUUGACGACCAAGCUGGGUCAGCGAAAAUUGUAUGGGGAGGACACGGGACCUACGAUCAAACCAGCAGCUACCCAACAACCGCCACUCGAAUUGACGACUCCAUUAUUGACUGACUACUGGGCAGUUGUAAUCAUAGAUUUAGAUAGGUUGUGUUUCCUUCACCAAUACUUGAUAGUCAUCAAGCAAGAUCCGGACAUCAAGACACCGAAGGCCACAUGUUGACUAGGUAGUGGUGGAGCAAUUCGCACACUGUCGAGUUGCUGGAUCAAGUACUUCGUAUCGUUGAGGGAGGGGCAUACGCGAAUAUAAUGUAGGGACUACGAGUACGAGCACCUGUCAAACAGCCUGAUGCAAUGAUGGACUGAUGGA